Panicum hallii is the source of this 540-nucleotide messenger RNA. RefSeq lists its product as uncharacterized. The coding region runs from base 1 to 540 and encodes 179 amino acids. NCBI's taxonomy places the organism in Eukaryota, Viridiplantae, Streptophyta, Magnoliopsida, Poales, Poaceae. The record is from RefSeq and is a predicted model, not a curated record. The transcript has a single exon.
AUGGGGCUGGACAUCACCAAGAUGCUCACCCCCAGUAAGGCUCCAUUCUACGGUAUCGUCCCAGUGAAUGCAGCUACACCACUCAAUUCGGUGGUCCUGCCAGUUACCUUUGGUACCAAAGACAACUACCGCACGGAGUACGUCAAGUUCGAGGUGGUUGACUUUGAAUCGUCAUACCACACCAUCCUCGGCAGAUCGGCUCUAGCCAAGUUCAUGGCCAUAUCUCACUACGUCUACUUGCUACUCAAGAUGCCAGGCAAGAUAGGGGUACUCACACUCCGCGGCGACUUGAAGAAUUCGCAUGACUGCGACCAAGAGGCGAUCGAGUACGCCUCAACAUCACGCGUGAUAGAACCUUCGGCAGAAGUCUUCGCGGCCGCACAGAAGCUCGCUGACACAGAGAUGGAGGUCUCUAAUCAGAGUCCUAGCCAGUCUAGGGUAAAACCCAACCCCAGUGACAUCGGCAUCAAGACCAUCCACCUACGAGAAGGCGAUCCAUCCAAGACAGCUUUGAUCAGAGGCGGCCUGAGUGACAAAUAG